Messenger RNA from Annulohypoxylon maeteangense, 1203 nucleotides. RefSeq names its product aspartate aminotransferase. The transcript is spliced from 6 exons. Gene Ontology annotation, biological process: biosynthetic process; amino acid metabolic process. NCBI's taxonomy places the organism in Eukaryota, Fungi, Ascomycota, Sordariomycetes, Xylariales, Hypoxylaceae. The record is from RefSeq and is a predicted model, not a curated record. The coding region runs from base 1 to 1203 and encodes 400 amino acids. Gene Ontology annotation, molecular function: L-aspartate:2-oxoglutarate transaminase activity; pyridoxal phosphate binding.
AUGUUUCAGAGCGCACGCCCGGGUCCCCCGGAUCCUAUGUUCACCUUGAAAAAGCUAGCCGAUGGAGAUACAUCGCCUAAUAAGGUCGAUCUCGGAAUCGGUGUCUACAGAAAUGAGCAAGCCGGUUACCAUGAGCUAGAGGCCAUCAAACAGGCUAAAAAGAUUCUGGACGCGCGAAACCCCGGCCAUGAUUAUGAGGUCACAGUUGGAAACCCGACUUUCCUAAAACAUGCAACUCAAUUGAUCUUCGGCUCCUCUAGUAAGGUGUUCCAAGACAAGAAGGUAGCAUCCGUGCAGACGAUCUCGGGAACGGGUGCCAAUCACAUCGGGGCGCUCUUUCUAAGCCGAUCGGCCGAGUUCUCCGGCAAGACCGUCUACAUCGGCAUCCCGGCCUGGGGUAACUACGACCCGAUAUUUAGCCUCGUCGGGCUGGAGAUCGCAAAGUAUAAGUACUAUGACAUCGAACAUGGCGUGUACUUCCCGGAAAUGCUACAGCUGGUGAAAUCGGCUCCGGCGAAGAGUAUCCUCAUCCUUCAAAGCUGUUGCCAUAACCCCACCGGCGCGGAUCUCACGAAGGACCAAUGGGAUCAGUUGGCUGAUGCGUUCAAGGAGAAUGAUGUGCUGCCUUUCUUUGAUAUCGCGUAUCAAGGUCUUGGAGCCGGUAUUGAUGAAGAUGCAUAUGGCAUUCGUCGUUUUGCAGAGCUAGGGCUUGAGUUUGUGGUAGCUCAGUCGUUUGCCAAGAAUUUUGGCUUAUAUGGUGAACGUGCCGGCGUGCUGCAUAUCAUUGGAAAGGACGAAGAGAAUGCUCGAAAUAUAGGCGAUCAAUUGCGUUGCCUGGUCCGAUGGGAGUUCUCGUCGUCUCCUGCUUAUGGUUCCCGAUUGGUGACGAUAAUACUGGAUGAUGCUGGGUUAACCAAGAUAUGGCGUGAUGAGUUGGAUACCAUGAAAGAAAGGCUGCUGUAUAACAGACGGACACUCUACAACGCUGUAGUGAACGAACUUAAGGUUCCUGGGAAUUGGGAAGUCAUAACAUCGACCACAGGUCUAUUCUGCAUUUUACCCAUCACCCCUCAGCAAUGCGUCUUAUUAAGGGAACGACACCACAUCCACCUUCCUGAAAGUGGUCGUAUAAAUGUUGCUGGAUUGAAUAAAUCGAACUUCGACUAUGUCGCAAAGGCUCUUCAAGAUGUAGUAGGGAAUUAA